Oppia nitens is the source of this 2339-nucleotide messenger RNA. It is a transcript of the gene Nadsyn, whose product is annotated as glutamine-dependent NAD(+) synthetase-like. The record is from RefSeq and is a predicted model, not a curated record. Gene Ontology annotation, cellular component: cytoplasm. Gene Ontology annotation, molecular function: NAD+ synthase (glutamine-hydrolyzing) activity; ATP binding; glutaminase activity. Lineage: Eukaryota; Metazoa; Arthropoda; Arachnida; Sarcoptiformes; Oppiidae. Bases 105 to 2312 code for a protein of 735 amino acids. The transcript is spliced from 3 exons. Gene Ontology annotation, biological process: NAD+ biosynthetic process.
UUACAGUAUUUAAUCAAAUGUUACCACAAUUGACAUUAAAUAUAACUAUUGUUGACUUUAUAUGUAUAGUUGAUUUAUAUUGAUUAAUAUAUAAAGUUUUGAAAAUGUCUCGCAUAGGAGUAGCCGUUUGCGCUUUAAAUCAGUUAUCUCUUGAUUUUGAUGGAAAUUAUAAUAGAAUUAUACAAAGUAUUAAAGAGGCCAUAGAUUUGGGAGCAGUUGUUAGAGUUGGUCCCGAACUCGAGAUUCCCGGUUAUGGCUGUGAAGAUGCCUUCUAUGAGUUGGACACAACUUACCACUCGUGGCAAGUAUUGGCACAAAUCAUUGAACAUGACUUUAAGAAUAUUAUCAUAGAUAUUGGAAUGCCAAUCAUAAAGGAUUCAGCACUUUAUAACUGUCGCGUUCUUCUAUUAAAUUCUCAAAUUGUGUUAAUCAGACCUAAAACUAGAUUAGCAUUAAAUGGAAAUUAUAGGGAAAGUCGUUGGUUUAGUGCAUGGGAUGACGGGUCCAAAGGAUUAAUGACAUGGUAUACGUUGCCAUCAUUUAUAACAGCAAUCAAUGGACAACUUAGGGCUCCAUUUGGUGAUAGAGCUGUUCUCGAACUGUCCCUAAAUUCGAGUUCACAUUCAAUGGCCACUUCUUCUACAUUCAGAAUUGGAUUUGAGAUCUGCGAGGAAUUAUGGCAUUCAGAUGCACAGCAUAUCAAUCUGUUUGGCCAACGAGGCUGUCAUCUUAUACUAAACAGUUCGGCCUCUUAUUGGGAAAUCCGGAAACUGACGCGUGUUAUGAGUCUAAUGAAAACAGCGACCAUUAAGUCGGGCGGUGUCUAUGCCUUCUCUAAUAUGAUUGGUUGUGACGGCGGCGGACGGCUUUGUUUCUAUGGUCGCAGUCUUGUACUUAUGAACGGAGAGUUGCUUACAAUGACAAGUGAUAGACAAAACUUUUUCAGUGAAGUUCAAACAGCCAUCGCUUAUAUCGAUCCAAACGAUGUCACGCAAUACAGACUUCAAAAUAAUAUUAAAACACAAACCCAUAAAACAAUCGGAAAUAAUCUAAUAUUUGACUCUUUGAACGGAAAUAACUAUAAUAAUUGUGAUUUAGAUGUGGAAAAUGUUAUUACAAUUAAUAUAAAAAAUUUCAAUGCAAUGCAAUCUAAUAAAUAUCAACACAACCCAAGUAUUAUAAAUCACAUCAAUUUAAUCCCUGAACAGGAAAUAAUGCUUUACUGUUCACUCUGGCUCUGGGAUUAUCUGAGACGUUGUCUUAAGAGAGGAAUGGAAGGCUUUAUCGUACCAUUAAGUGGUGGACUGGACUCUAGUUCUGUUGUAUGUCUUGUCUAUUCUCUCUGUACUUUACUAUACGAACAAAUUGUGGGUAAAAACAAACAAAUCAUUGAUUAUUUUAAAAUCUUAUACAAAGAUGAAAAUAUUGUUGAAAAGAUUCACUCGCCUCAAGACAUUUGUAAUAAACUCUUGAAAUGUGUUUAUUUGUCCACAAGAUAUUCAGGUCAAGACAGCUAUGAUAGAGCACUGAGUUUAUCUCAAAGUGUUAACUGUCGCUUCUUUUCACAUAAUUUUGAUGAUAUUUUUAAACUUAUGGUAAAUUCAGUUCCGACUGAAACCAAAGUUAAUGAAAAUGUUGUGACACUUCAACAACAAAAUCUUCAGGCAAGACUCAGAAUGGUUUUAACAUAUUAUAUGAGUGAAGGCAAGAGACUGGUGUUGGCCACCGGCAAUGUUGACGAAGCUUUGGUCGGAUAUCUUACCAAAUAUGACUGCUCUUCAGCAGAUCUUAAUCCAAUUGGUUCUAUCAGUAAAAAUGAUUUAAAAAAUUUUAUGUGUUUUUGUAAAGAUUUUAUUCCCGAUAAAAACAAUGCCAUUAACAGAAUAAUUAAUGCCAUUCCAAGUGCAGAGCUUACCGGUGAGGAUCAAAAAGACGAAGAAGAUUUGGGAUUAACUUACGAUGAAUUAAGUAUUUUUGGAAAAUUAAGAAGAGGUCAGUUCGGUACUUAUGGUCCGUACGGUAUGUUCUGUAAGAUAUGGGAUGAAAGAAACAGUCAAUACAUAAGUUCUGCCAUUAAAUGCACAAAUGGAAAGUUGACUCCAGAAAUGAUUGCAACAAAAGUUAAAAGAUUUUUCACAUUAUAUGCCAAUAAUCGUCACAAACAAACAGUAUUAACGCCAGCAUUACAUUCAGAGACCUAUUCACCCGAUGACAACCGUUUCGAUCAAAGACAGUUCCUCUUUGAUUCCGAUUGGAAGUUCCAAUUCAGACAAAUAGAUUCAAGAAUUAUGCAAAUUAAUCAAACAAACUAAUCAAUCAAUUUGUUUGUCAUUUUAUUA